Molecule: messenger RNA, 1855 nt
Organism: Jaculus jaculus (lesser Egyptian jerboa)
Lineage: Eukaryota; Metazoa; Chordata; Mammalia; Rodentia; Dipodidae
Gene: Enosf1
Product: enolase superfamily member 1
Exons: 16
Coding region: 15-1349 (444 amino acids)
Biological process (GO): amino acid catabolic process; carbohydrate catabolic process
Molecular function (GO): magnesium ion binding; L-fuconate dehydratase activity
Source: RefSeq, a predicted model, not a curated record
GGGCGGGCGGCGGCAUGGUGCGCGGCAGGAUCUCGCGGCUCCACGUCCACGACGUGCGCUUCCCCACGUCGCUCGGGGGCCACGGCUCGGACGCCAUGCACACAGACCCUGACUACUCAGCUGCCUAUGUUGUCAUCGAGACGGACGCGCGGGAUGGACUCCAGGGCUGCGGCCUCACCUUCACUCUGGGGAAGGGCACCGAAGUCGUUGUCUGCGCGGUGAAUGCCCUUGCCCACCACGUGCUGCAGAAGGACCUCAGAGACAUCGUCGGUGACUUUAGAGGUUUCUACAGGCAGCUCACCAGCGAUGGGCAGCUGAGAUGGAUUGGUCCCGAGAAAGGCGUGGUGCACCUGGCCACAGCAGCCAUCCUGAAUGCCGUGUGGGACCUGUGGGCAAAGCAGGAGGGGAAGCCUCUAUGGAAGUUGCUUGUGGACAUGGAUGCACGGACGCUAUUAUCCUGCAUCGAUUUCAGGUACAUCACCGAUGUCUUGACGGAGGAGGAGGCAUAUGAAAUACUUCAGAAAGGUCAAGUUGGCAAAAAAGAAAGAGAAGAGCAAAUGCUGAUGCACGGCUACCCUGCCUACACCACGUCGUGUGCCUGGCUGGGAUACUCUGACAGCACGCUGAAGCAGCUCUGUGCGGCCGCGCUGAAGGACGGCUGGACUCGGUUUAAAGUAAAAGUUGGGGCUGACCUCCAGGAUGACAUCCGUAGAUGCCGCCUCAUCAGAGACAUGAUUGGACCAGAGAACACCUUGAUGAUGGAUGCCAACCAGCGCUGGGAUGUGCCCGAAGCAGUGCAGUGGAUGUCUAAGCUGGCCGAGUUCAAGCCUUUGUGGAUUGAGGAGCCCACAUCUCCUGAUGACAUCCUGGGGCAUGCAGCCAUUUCCAAGGCACUGGCCCCGUUAGGGAUUGGCGUCGCCACAGGAGAACAGUGCCACAACCGAGUGAUAUUUAAGCAGCUCCUGCAGGCGCACGCGCUGCAGUUUCUCCAGAUUGACAGCUGCCGGCUGGGGAGUGUCAAUGAAAACCUGUCGGUGUUGCUGAUGGCGAAGAAGUUUGGAAUCCCUGUCUGCCCACACGCUGGUGGAGUUGGCCUCUGUGAACUGGUGCAGCACCUGAUCAUAUUUGACUACAUAUCUGUCUCCACGAGCCUUCAAGACAGGAUGUGUGAGUACGUGGACCACCUGCAUGAACACUUCAAGUAUCCUGUGAUCAUCAGGCGGGCUUCCUAUCUGCCCCCCAAGGACGCGGGCUACUCCACAGAAAUGAAAGAAGAAUCUGUCAAGAAAUACCAGUAUCCAGACGGGGAGGUCUGGAAACUCCUUGUACUCAAGAAAACUGAACGCUAAGCUGAAGUAAAAAUGCUUAAAAUAGCCAGGUGCAGUGGCGCACACCUUUAAUCCCAGCACUUGGGAGGCAGAGGUAGGAGGAUUGCCAUGAGUUUGAGGCCACCCUGAGAAUACAGAGUGAAUUCCAGGUCAGCCUGGGCUAGGGUAAGACCCUACCUCGAAAAACAACAAAAAAAAAGCUUAAAGUAUCUUUGGGUAGUAGUAUAAAAAUAGAAGAAAAAUCCAGCUUAGCUGUAAGUCAUAGUAACCUUAGGAACCACUUCAAUCAUUACUUGAUUCUUGAAGCAAGCCAACACACUUGCUACUUAAUUUUUAAGCAAAUUUAAUUCAACUAACCCAAAGCCCAGGAAGAUAUUCUUAGAAGUUUUGCUGUACUUAGGUGUUAAACACUACUUUGAAAAUAAGCGACAUUUUGCAUAACUUGUUGGAACAGCUCUGCAUUCUACUUAGUGCUUGUCAUAAAUUAACAGAAUAAAAAUAGUUCUGGUGGUGCAAGAAAGGGAAAA